AUGCGAACAUUCAAGUGUCAGACAUACAUACUGACGCCUAAAGAGAAUCGACUCAAGUGGGAUCCAAAGGCUCGCGCUGGCAUAUUCGUGGGCUACGAAGAAGUUUCGAAGGCAUAUCGUGUUUAUGACAUCGAGGCGGGGCAGGUGGUUAUCAGCCGCGAUGUCAACUUCGAAGAGUCCACCUUUGGACUUCAACUGCCGAUCACUGAUGAAGAUGUCAAUGACCUGGACUUCGAAAUUCUGGAUCUUGAUGACGAAGAGCUGCGUCAAAUGGAGUACAAGCAAACAGGCAAGCGCAAGAACCGACUCAAUGAUGAAGAUACAGCACCUCCACGACCGCGUGCAGUGCGUCAACGACCAGGACUAGAAGAGUCAAGCGCGCCGGAAAACAACUCGUCACGCCAAGAAGAAGACGAAGAAACGAAGGAUUCUGGUGAUUCAACACCGCCUGUGUUUUGGCGUGCGAGUGCAAAUGCCGUUGAAGCAGCAGUGGACUUAUCAGAGCCCUCAACAUUUGAAGCAGCAGUAAGCGGCCCUGACCAAGUGCACUGGAGAAAAGCAAUUCAUGCAGAGCUCGAUUCAAUGCGACUUCGCCGUGUGUUUCGUGCAGCCAAGCUGCCCAACGGACAACGCGCCAUUGGCACAAAAUGGGUGUUCAAGAUCAAGCGCAAGGCGGAUGGGUCAAUCGAGAAGUACAAGGCACGACUUGUGGCCAAGGGUUUCCGCCAAAAGUAUGGCAUCGACUACACGGAGACGUUUUCGCCUGUGGUCAAGUAUGUGACGCUGCGAAUGGUGAUCGCAAUUUCCAAGCAUUUUGGAUGGCCCAUCGACCAGCUUGAUGUGGUGACAGCUUUCCUGUAUGGCGUCAUGAAGGAACAAGUGUUCUGCGUGAUUCCUGAAAGCGUCGAACUUGACAGUACGUUCGACUGCCUUGAAUUGGUGAAGUCAAUUACGGCCUCAAGCAAGCUUCGCGAGUGUGGAACGAGACGUUCGACGAGUAUGUGUGCUCCAUCGGAUGUCAAGUAUCGGACUUCGACCCAUGUCUCUACAUCAAGACUUCGGACGGCCAUUGCGUGUUUAUACUGGUCUACGUGGACGACGUCUUGGUGA
This is a messenger RNA of Peronospora matthiolae, 1110 nucleotides long. The record is from the annotation of a GenBank genome assembly. Lineage: Eukaryota; Oomycota; Peronosporomycetes; Peronosporales; Peronosporaceae.